Molecule: messenger RNA, 1703 nt
Organism: Physcomitrium patens
Lineage: Eukaryota; Viridiplantae; Streptophyta; Bryopsida; Funariales; Funariaceae
Source: RefSeq, a predicted model, not a curated record
CUUGAACAGGCCGAUCGCUGUUCCGUUGGAGCGGUGUGGCCCGACCUUCUAGCGCUUCAUCAUAGCCUCGCUCGUUGCAUGUUCAUCUUUGAAGCAGCGCUGACGCCGUUUCGGAGCUCGCACGGUUUGGAGGGGGAGGAUUUGGAGUAGUUGCGGAGAGGUGGAGUUAGUUGGAGUGCAGUUUGCGGGGUAGAGGGUAGGAGGUGGCACAUGCAUAGUGUUGUAUAUGAGAACGAGAUUUGGAGUGGGGGUGGGGGUGGGGUGGCGAUCAUUCACAGGGGUUGUUGUGGUGGAAGUAGUCGUAGUAGUAGUACUGGUGAGACGCUCCUUGAGUUGGAGUGGAGCAGGCUGGAGGACGUCGCGGAGGGAAAGACGUAGUCUCGCUUUCUCGGAUUGUUCUAGUGGCGCGUGAUCCAUAUACAUGGUGGCCAGGAGGCAGCCGUCGCGGUAGAUGAGCAACAGGGCUUGUAGGAGGGUGAUGAAGAUCUGUGGGAUGAUGUGCACAACUGAAUGCGGGUCGCCUCAUUGUCGGUGAAGUUGUUAGUCUCUCUGUGUCGUGAGGUUCUGCAGACGGUAGCUGACGCGACCGUCGUCGUUUUUUUCUUCGCACUCUGUUACUGCAAUCUAGCUAGAGUUGGGGAGUGGUGUUUAUCAACUGGGCCAACGUAUUGUGAGAGUACUUCAUGCCUGCCUUACAGGUGGGCGCACUGCUCCAUCCACCAUGCUCGCUCUCAAGCGAAGAAUCUGAUAAUCGGGGUAGUGGCUCGUCCAAGGGCCACACGCUGAACGAUUACUCCUUGAUGGAUACAAUUCCGGACCCAUUUGUGCAAAACUUAUUUGUGUUGCGACAUGGCGAGCAACUGAAUCAACUGGAAGUACAACCUGGGGCUGUGAAGGCGGCGCGUCCUUGGGAUCCCCCGCUCACAGAUAAGGGCAAACUGCAAGCAUGGACAGUGGGUAGAAACAUGAAGUUGGAGGACUGGAAUAUCACCCGCGUGGUCAUGUCACCUUCCUUGAGGUGCGUGCAGACGGCUGUUGAGAUCAUUGCUGGACUGUGCAUGCUGCCAUCGAGUCUUGAGAUGCGUGAAAAAGGCAAUGGGUCGCCCUAUGUCUCUACAAUCAAGGCAUCGAUUGAGUGUGGGUUGGCGGAAAUGAUGAAUAGGCAAGGGGUUCCUUAUCCUUCGGAAGCUGCAGACAAGAACUCGCUCUCUCCUUGGACCUUAGACCUGGUUGAUCUCUACAUGAUGCUGCCAGAAGGAGUUCACGACACCUCUUUCCAACCAAUCAGGAAAAAGUUACCUCUGGGUAAGGAGACUUUGGAUGAUGCCCGGAAUCGAUAUACUUCCACUUUUCAGAAGAUUGCCAACAGAUUUCCUAACGAGAACAUUUUGUGUAUUACUCACGGCGAAGGAGUUAUGCAGUCGGUGUCAAUGAUGUGGCCGCGAGUCGAGGUACAUGGAGUCACUUACUGCGCGUACACGCAUGCUCAACGUCCCAACUUCAAGCGGGACAACGAUUCAACAAUUCUCUGUGGCGACUGGGAGCUGCUAACGGAGUCUGGUUCAGUCUCGGGCGUCUUCUUUGGCCCUUCCCCGUAGCCUGCCGUGCUGUUCAUUAUCAACCCACGGCUAUGUUCACCCACUUUUUUUAAAAUUUCUUUUUCCACAAACAAAACAAAGAGACUAUUCCUAUCAAUUGCCAUC